Messenger RNA from Stegastes partitus (bicolor damselfish), 611 nucleotides. RefSeq names its product serine/threonine-protein kinase ULK4-like. NCBI's taxonomy places the organism in Eukaryota, Metazoa, Chordata, Actinopteri, Pomacentridae. Gene Ontology annotation, molecular function: ATP binding; protein kinase activity. Gene Ontology annotation, biological process: protein phosphorylation. The transcript has 5 exons. The annotation marks the transcript as partial. The record is from RefSeq and is a predicted model, not a curated record.
GGGUUGUUGAAGAGGAAACUUGUAACGUAGUUUGAUAAUAGUGUGAAAAAACAGCACACGAACCUUUUCUAUGGAGAACUUCAUCCUCUAUGAGGAGCUCGGGGCAGGACGCAACUCUGUUGUCUAUAAGGGACGAAAGAAGGGAAGUCUCAACUAUGUGGCCAUCGUCUGCACAGACAAAGCCAAGAGGACUGAGAUCACUAACCAUGUACGACUCAGCCGUGAUCUAGAUCAUCCCAAUAUAGUAUCCUUCUAUGAGUGGUAUGAGACAAGUAGCCACCUCUGGUUGGUAGUGGAGCUCUGUACAGGUGGUUCCCUCGAGUCUGUAAUUGUUCACGAUGGAAGUCUGUCCGAAGAUGUGGUGAGAAGGUUUGGAUGGGACUUGGUUAAAGGACUAAAAUACAUCCAUGAAUUAGGAAUCAUUUUGUCUGACCUGACCCCUGCUAAGGUUCUACUAGAUGGCAGUGGCAUUCUGAAGUUUGGGAACUUCUGUCUGUCCAAGGCAGAUGGAGAGACAUUGGAGGAAUUUUUUGCCUUGCUUUCUACGUCUGUAGAGACAGGGGGAGAAGACAGUGAAGAGAACUUUGACGACCUGAGGAAGCAAUUACAAG